Molecule: messenger RNA, 4375 nt
Organism: Poecilia latipinna (sailfin molly)
Lineage: Eukaryota; Metazoa; Chordata; Actinopteri; Cyprinodontiformes; Poeciliidae
Gene: rep15
Product: RAB15 effector protein
Exons: 5
Coding region: 399-1187 (262 amino acids)
Biological process (GO): receptor recycling
Source: RefSeq, a predicted model, not a curated record
GCCAAAGAAGUUGGGCUUUUCUCAGUUGACAAACCUGAGGAGGAGACGGCCGGACGAGUCCACAGACUACGUCUGUCCCAUAGAGACUUCGUCGCCCGAGUCAGGACAGUCCAUGGCCAACGGGGUGCAGAUGUGUCCGUACGCCGGCUUUAGAGGUCUGAGUCCCAUUCUGGACCGAGAGCCCACCCGGGACCAGAUGGUGAAAGCAGAGAGCACCAUUUUACAAAUAGAAGCUUUGUCUGAAAGCAUCAACAACCUCACAACGUUGUGUAUCUCAGCAGGGCAGCAGACAGGAGCCAAAAACAGGCACAGCAAUCCAUACUGGAGGAAAUUCAAGACCCAUCCUGUGCAUCAGAGAGACCAGCCUCUGAUCUUCUGUCCUCGUCUGAGCUUCGAACAUGGGACAGAAGAUUAGCAGCACGACGUCUAACGAUAAGCGGAACUCAAGUUUCUUCUCCUUUAUAAAACGCUUCUCGCCCCAAAAGCCCUCCUUGGACAGCAGCAUGUCGCCAGUCAGCCCCAACGAUUUCACACGUCUUAUUAGCAACUGCAUCUCUCUUGCAUCAACCAGAACCCAGGAGUACCUGGUCUUCAAAGAUCCGGAGGGAAAGCUACAGCCGAGUCCUCUGGCAUUAACUCAGGUCUUUCUGAUGACUUACAUCACUCAAAGCGUUAACCUCGACCUCACCGACACCUUCAACUGCACGGCCAUGACACCCGAGCAGCGCAUACUCCUGGGAGCCGACUGGGUUUGGGCCAUCCUGGAGAAACCCACCAAGAACCCUAAAGUACAGAUCGCAGUCCAGGUCCUCCACCUGCCCGAAAGAGAGGAAGCUGAAGAGCAAGCCACCGCCGGAAAGCCCGUCAGCGAGUCCAUCCAGAUGGCCAGGACGGAGUCCAGGAACAAGAACGCGUACGAGUGCAUGGUGGAGUUUUGCACGUCCAUCGGCAAGGACUGCUACGCCCUCUUCUUGUUCUUUGGAAGAAGGGAUGACAAGGCAAAUAUCUACGGCGUCCUGAGCAACAACUUUGCGGCAGCUGUUGGAAAGUGUGACACAAUAGACAGAGCUCUACUUGAGAACUUCUUCAAAGGUUCGAGGUGUUUCCAUUCGCCCUUGGGAAUGAUGCAGGCCGUUUUCACAAAGAAAACAGAUGAAGCGCUCACUCUAAUGAUUAAAUUCAGCUGAAGAUUUGAGGAACUGACACAUGCAGUUAGGACUAAUGUAGGAAGUUUAUCGGCCAAUAAAAAUAGACGGCCACUGAGAAGGUUCAGGUUAGAUAUACACUAUAAAAGUAAAGUAAAGCGCUGCAUUAGUUAGAUCACAUCCGUAGCUGUUGGCUGCAAAGCAGUAGAAGUCGGUUUUAAAAUUGGUCAAGAAGAAGUGAGCAUGUUGUUUACUAGUUAAAUGCAUAAAAUGUACGUAAAUCGACAGCUAACACCUUGUAUUCCUAACAACAGCUGACUUAGUCUAAAACAAAGACACUGGAAAUUACAGCAUGUUGGUUUUCCUGAUUCGGUCUGGAAAUCCUCACUAUAGUGCAUUCCAUUAAUUUUCAAAUUCAGAAAAACACGCUAGAGCGACAAAUUGAUUUCCAACUUCAACAUUUUGUGGGUCCUUCCCAACCAUGACAUCAGAUAUGGCUGCUAGGAGUAUAAAGACAUAAAGGCUACAGUAAUAAACUAUUUAUUUGAACUUCUGUUGUAUGAUUUAGGUCAUAUUGGACUAUAGAUGAAUCUGAAUGUGACUGGAUUAUUCUGGAUUAUCAUUGGAUGGAUUUAUAUUUCAUUUAAACCGACAUAACUCCAUAUAAACUUGACUUUGUCUUGUAAAGUUUCUUGAGAUGACAUUUGUUGUAAUUUAGAGCUAAAUAAAAACAAACUAAACUAAAUCCCAUAUGUGGAUUAAAACCUCCCAGUCAAUGGGGUGUAGGACAAACAUGAUGCUAAUUCUCAGUUAACUCAGUAAAUAUUUUAUGAAUCCAUGGAUUUAUAAAUAUUUAGCAUACAAAGCGGUUUAGAGUGGAGAAGAUGGUAACGAAGGAGGUUAUGAUUGCCAAACUGACACGAAUUAGAGUCUUUAUAGAGCAAAGAGAAAAGUCUGUACUCAUUUACAGUUUAGGCUCAAAAUAAAAAUAUAACAAGAAAGUAUCUGAUGUUGGCUGCAUAAACUAGCAGAAAACUCAAACUUAUCACUGUGGACUUAAUUCCUUCAUUGGAAAUGAUAUCAAAUGAAAGAAAAAAAUGAAAGUAGCUCUUAAAACAAAAAAAUAAUUGUAACAUUUUUUCUUAUGAUCAAGUAAAGGAAAAAGUAAUAAAUAAUAAGGGUGAAAUAUUUCUAGGGUUCUGAUGUUCAACAAUUUUGGCCUUUACUUUGUCCUAAACUUUAAGAUGCAUGUAAAAUUGUGAAUUAACUGCACCUCAAAAGUCCUAAUUGUGCACAAAACACUGUGCACUUUUACUAUUACCAUCUAUUUUACCCAUUACAAAUGAAGGUAAUCCCUUCCAUUUGUCCCAAAAUUGUUCUAGUAAAACAUAACUCUUUUCAAAUAUGUAAAAAGUCUGUUUUUGUUAAUGUUUGUUAAUGUUAAUAAUAAUAAUAAAAAAAUGAAAACCACAUACAGUCAACAACCUGCCUACUGCAGUAUGCAGAGACAGGUUGCAGGAAGUGGCUUUGUAACUUUAAUAUGUUUACCAGCUGCAGAUAGAAUUACAGUCCGUCUCACGAGGCGCUUUUAUAAGAGAUGACUUAACAUGGCUUUUGGUUUUACUUCAAGUUAGUCUCGCAAUAUGUGAUUCGCUGCCAAGUUGGUCACAAAGUGUGUCUUUAGAAAAGGAUUUGUGUCACUCGUAGCGUUUAUUCAUCAGCAGCUUGACAGGAAGAAGGGCAGAGAGGACAUGGAACCUGGCGUAGCGUGUCGAGGACCGUCGCCUCUUUGCACUGUGGACUGGCUCUUCCACUGAACUACCUGCUGUCGCGCAAAAUGUAUUUUGUUUAGUUUCCAUGUCUAAUCACACCACUGUGCGACCAACAGCACCAAUGUUCACACAUGGGAUACUUCAGGAGUACAUUGAAGCACCUACGACCAUAACAGGCUUUACAACAUGGAAUACACGCUGAGGUAAUUGCAUUGCUUGUCUAAGAAAUAUGUAUUAGUUCAACUGUGCACAGUAAGACUGCAGCAUAAGCCCAGUUAAUUUUACAGUGACUGCUAUUGUUUGCACAAGUGUUAAAUAAAUGUUAAUCCUAAUAUUAAGGAGGCUCUUGUUGUAAAUAGUUUAGACCGCAACAGCUCCAGCUGAAGGCUGCAUUAGCAGUUUGUGUGAAUGUGAAGCAUUACCAACAUAUUAGGAGGAAAUGACACAAGAAAAGUCCACAGAAACCAAUAAUAACUCAAGUCAUUAAUAAAUUUGGCAUUUUGUGACAAAGUUGCUGAUUUAAGUAGUAGAAUGGGGUCUGCACAGAUGGAUCUAAAAUGACAUUUAAAUUUUUUCAACUUGUUACUUUGAUUUUCUUUUUCAAUUAAACUUCCAAGUUUCCAAAAGCGCAGCAUACUGUGUCGGUGUCCUUCAGCUAAGGAUGCAACGGUGUAUAUUAAACCUUGAUUUGGACUCAUUGUUUAGAUUCUGUGCAUGGUUACCAUUUUGAAAGCAAUGAAAACAACUUUUAUUUAAUUGGAUUCUAUCUACCACGUGGUUAAGCCCAAACUUAUUGGGCAGAUUUCAAAUUACAAUUAUUUUUCCUUCAACCAGGAAAACCGUUUCAUACGGGAACUGAGGCAGGCAUUCCUUAAAAACUUGGAGGCAAAAAAAAAAAAGUUUUCAUUUUUAAUUUUAUUUUUUUUUAAAUGGCAUUGGAAAAAAACAAAAAACAAAACAACAACAAAACGAUAUCCUUCUCAAUGAUUGGAAAAAUCUUUAUUGGCAUUGCUGCCAUCAAAACAUUAUUGUUAGCCGAGCAUCUCCUUCCACGUUUCCACUGAUGUUUUGACUAUAUCUCUCUACUGUCUGUGAAGAUGGAAAGCCUCGUUUCCAUCACCCUAAUUUUUAUCUGCCUCCCCAGAUUUCAGUCAGGACUCUGGUUGGGCCACUCUGAAGCAUGAAUACAACUUUUAGUCAGAAAUAUGGUCAAAUAAAAAGAUCACCUCAUACACAAUUCUACCCGCAGGCAUAAAAAAAAAUGUUGUACUUCGCUGCAUUUCAAGUAAACUUAAAGUGAUACAUUUUAACUUAAAGGCACAGUUAGAAAAGUAACCUCUUUAUUUACAUACACAACUUCCUGUAGAUUUUUUUUUAUAUAUAAAAGUAUGAAAAGUUUCCUAUAAACUUCAGUAAAACUCAUCAGCUUCCCUCUUCGUGUCAGCAAGGAUUUUUUUU